Daucus carota subsp. sativus is the source of this 2148-nucleotide messenger RNA. Its product is annotated as glycosyltransferase-like KOBITO 1. The transcript has 11 exons. Gene Ontology annotation, biological process: cellulose biosynthetic process; response to abscisic acid. Lineage: Eukaryota; Viridiplantae; Streptophyta; Magnoliopsida; Apiales; Apiaceae. The coding region runs from base 134 to 1717 and encodes 527 amino acids. The record is from RefSeq and is a predicted model, not a curated record.
AGGAAAACUGGUACCAAACCAAAAUAGACGCCUUACAUUCAAACAUUUCAUUCCCGAAUCGUAAAUUUCAUUUUCGUCUCUCUUAAAAACUCUCUCCAACCCAAUCUCUCUCUGGUCUCUCUCUCUCUCAACAAUGGCAGGGGGUCUAUACGCCCCAAUCAGACCCCAACCCUCCCCCCAAUCCACCUCCUUCACUUCAAAGCUCCUCCUCCUCCUCACUCUCCUCCCCCUCUCUCUCGCCGCCUUCGCCUUUCUCCUCCAGUGGCGCGGUGGCGCUGUCAACGAUCCCAUCACUCGCUGGUCCCCCGAUCAAUCUCACUUGUUCCCCGGCAUGGACGUCACUUCUCCGCUUCCCACUCUUUCUCACUCCUCUUCGUCUGAUUGCUCGUUGCUCGCUCGUGGCAGUGGUGGUGGUGGUAGUAGUAGUGGUGUGUUUCCGUAUUAUCGCGAUUGGAAGUUCGAUUUCUCGGCUGAUCUUAAACCUAAGAUAUGUAUUACGACCACUACAUCUGCUGGGUUGGAGCAGAUUCUACCCUGGAUGUUUUACCAUAAAGUUAUUGGAGUUGCUACAUUUUUCCUUUUUGUUGAAGGGAAGGCCGCAUCUCCAGAAGUAUCCAAAGUUUUAGAAUCAAUUCCUGGGGUAAAAGUAAUAUAUAGAACCAAGGAGCUAGAAGAGCAACAAGCUAAUAGUCGAAUCUGGAACGAGACAUGGUUAUCAAGUUUCUUCUACAAGCCAUGCAACUACGAGCUUUUUGUUAAACAAUCUUUGAAUAUGGAGAUGGCUAUUGUCAUGGCAAGGAAUUUUGGCAUGGAUUGGAUAGUUCAUCUUGACACCGAUGAAUUGUUACACCCAGCUGGAGCUCGGGAAUAUUCUUUGAGGCAAUUGCUUCUGGAUGUACCAGGGGACGUUGAUAUGGUUGUCUUUCCAAACUAUGAAAGCAGCGUUGAACGUGAUGACAUUAAGGAUCCUUUUACAGAGAUAUCCAUGUUCAAGAAGAACUAUGAUCAUCUUCCAAAAGAUACAUACUUUGGUUUGUAUAAAGAGUCAACACGUGGGAAUCCAAAUUACUUUUUAACUUAUGGUAAUGGAAAAUCAGUCGCUCGGAUUCAGGAUCAUCUACGACCCAAUGGUGCGCACAGAUGGCACAACUACAUGAAAACCCCAAAAGAGAUCAAGUUAGAAGAGGCUGCUGUUCUACAUUACACAUAUGCAAAAUUUUCAGAUUUGACUUCUAGACGAGAUAGAUGUGGUUGUAAGCCUACAAAGGAGGACGUCAAAAGAUGCUUCAUGUUGGAGUUCGACCGAGCUGCAUUUAUUAUUGCUUCAACUGCAACAGAGGAGGAAAUGUUAAGCUGGUAUCGAGAACAUGUAGUAUGGACCGACAAGACCGUAAAUCUCAAACUAAUGAGAAAGGGAAUUCUAACCCGCAUUUAUGCACCCAUGGUCAUUGUUCAAGGUUUACGGGAGUCUGGUGUUUUCAGCUCUGUUAUUGCAUCUGCCCCGGCUACUCUCUCAAAAGACAAAUUUUUGGCAUCUGUUGAGAGUAGUAACUCAUCUAGAGGUGCUGCUAUGGAGUCGGUGGCAAGAAAAAGUGGCAAAAGCAAAGAAUCUCAUGCAACUGCAAGGAAGGCUUUAGAGGCUGUAGAUAAUGCAAUUCAUGAAGCUGCAGUGCCCCCAUUGUCUCCCCCAGGCUUUGAUGGCGAAUCACAGUUCUAAGCAUAAUGGUUUCCAUCCACAGUUGCUGCUGCUACUUCCUCCUUAACAUUGUAGAGAUUGAAAUUCUCGAUAUUACUCUGGGAAGGACUUGGAAAGAACACGUAGGCAGAUUGUUGUUUGGAGGUCAUUUUGCUUCAGUUAUGUCGGAUCCCGAUCAUUACCCAAGCGCUGAUGUAUAUCGAGAUAGAUAUGUGAAGAGAUUUAGAAAUAGAAAGGAUUCCGUCAUUUUUUCUAUAUGGAGGGAUGUGGGCAAGGGGGGAGGGAGAUGGACCAGGGUAUACAGGUUGUAGCACAUAUGCUGCCGGGUCAAAUUGGAAAGGGGGAGAUUGCAACCAUAUACCAUUUUGUAUAGUAUAGCCCCCCCCACCCCUCCUUUUCUUGCUAAUCUGUUAUAUCUUUGAUUUGCUUAAUUUACGAUAUAGUUUCAUUCA